AUGGAGAGCACCCUCAACGCCAACUUCCACGUCGUGAUGGCCAAGGAGCUUGACGAUGAGGAUGAGUACGACGAUGCCUAUAUGGCGGCGGAGAGAACGACUGAGAGCGAGAGCGAGGACGGUGACGAGGGUGUCGACGAGCCAGCAGCGCUGGGAGAUGAGUACGAAGCUUUCGAUCCGGAGGCGGCGCGCUACAAAAUCGUCCUGGAGGAUGACGACACCAAUGACCCUCUCACACUACCUUAUUUUAUAGAAGUGGUUGCAGUGUUCCCCCAGCUCGAUGUGAGGAUCCCCAUCACCAUGUGCCCCAUUUCAAAUACCACUACCCUGACCUCUCGGAGAGCCCCCGUCAACUGUGGCAACGCUGGCUGGAGGGAGAGGAAGGCGGGCCGACCAUCUUGA
Molecule: messenger RNA, 402 nt
Organism: Linnemannia hyalina
Lineage: Eukaryota; Fungi; Mortierellomycota; Mortierellomycetes; Mortierellales; Mortierellaceae
Source: the annotation of a GenBank genome assembly